This is a messenger RNA of Monodelphis domestica (gray short-tailed opossum), 13498 nucleotides long. RefSeq names its product dynein cytoplasmic 2 heavy chain 1 (gene DYNC2H1). The record is from RefSeq and is a predicted model, not a curated record. NCBI's taxonomy places the organism in Eukaryota, Metazoa, Chordata, Mammalia, Didelphimorphia, Didelphidae. Gene Ontology annotation, molecular function: dynein light intermediate chain binding; dynein intermediate chain binding; ATP binding. Gene Ontology annotation, biological process: microtubule-based movement. Gene Ontology annotation, cellular component: axonemal dynein complex.
CACAUUCUGCGCAGCCGUGGUAUUAGGUCGCCAUAGCGACGGCUCUAGGCAACCGCGAAGCUCUCAGGCCCCCACCCUGGAGUCUGAGGGCCUGAUCUCCGAUCCGUCCCCUACACUUCCCUCCGAACUCGAUCCUUCUUCCUUCCUUCCUUCUUUCCCACUCUUUCCACUGGGAGCAUGGCGACCGGAUCAGCAGACAUUCGGAAGCGUUUCAUUUUCACUACCAUCCAAAACUACUUCGGGCUACUCUCGGAGCCCUACGAGCUGCCGCACCUAAACAAUUGCUCUGAGGUCAACAACUUCCUGGACGACGGGAAUCAGUUGCUGCUUCGGGCGCAACGCCAGGAGACAGGCAUCUCCUUGUCCAACACGAUUGAUGUUGGAGACACAAAAGAUAAAGUGUUGGUGUUUUUUAAACUUCGACCUGAAGUCAUUACAGAUGAUAAUGUCCAUAAUAACAUUCUUGUAUCAUCUAUGUUAGAUUCACCUAUUAAUUCUCUUUAUCAAGCAGUACGGCAAGUAUUUGCACCAAUGUUGUUAAAGGAUCAAGAAUGGAGCAAAAACUUUGAUCCCAAACUGCAGAAUCUUUUGAGUGAGUUAGAAGCAGGGUUGGGUAUUGUGUUACGAAGAUCAGAUACCAAUUUAUCAAAAAUGAAACUCAAGGAGGAUGACAUACGAGGUAUUCUUACACCAAGUGAUGAGUUCCAGUUUUGGAUAGAGCAAGCACAUCGUGGAAGUAAACAGAUGAACAAAGAGAGGGCCACUUAUUUUAAAGAACUUUUUGAGGCAGUUGCAAGAGAGUUUUAUAAUUUGGACAGUCUUUCCUUAUUGGAAGUUGUUGACUUAGUCGAGACCACUCGAGAUGCUGUUGAUGAUGUAUGGAGACAAACAGAACAUGAACAUUACCCUGAAGCUCGCAUGCUACAUCUCCUAGAUAUAAUAGGUGGUUCUUUUGGAAGGUUUGUUCAGAAAAAGUUGGGAACACUGAAUAUCUGGGAAGAUCCUUUUCAUCUUGUGAAAGAUAACCUGAAAGCUGGGAUUACUAUUUGUGAACAGUGGGUUGCAGCCUGUAAUCAUCUAACUGGGCAAAUGUGGCAGCGUUAUGUCCCCCAUCCUUGGAAAAAUGAGAAGUAUUUUCCUGAAUCUCUUGACAAACUUGGCAAACGUCUUAAGGAGGUCUUGGCAAUUAGGACAAUUCAUGAAAAACUUAUCUAUUUUUUACCUGCUAGUGAAGAGAAAAUCAUAUGCCUUACAAGAGUGUUUGAACCUUUUACUGGUCUCAAUCCCUUACAAUAUAACCCCUACACAGAGCCUUUAUGGAAAGCUGCAGUCUCACAAUAUGAGAAAAUUAUUGGACCAGCAGAACAAAAAAUAGCAGGCAAACUAAAAAAUUAUAUCUCAGAAAUCCAAGAUAGUCCCCAACAGCUUCUUCAAGCAUUUUUGAAAUAUAAAGAGCUGGUAAAACGUCCAACUAUAAGCAAGGAAUUGAUUUUGGAAAGAGAAACUUUAUUGACAAGACUUAUGGACUCAGUUAAAGAUUUUCGAACAGACUUUGAUAAUCGAUGUCAUGGAAUUCCUGGUGAAAUAACUGGACCUUUGUCGGGCAAAAAUCUUUCAGAAGUUGUUAAUAACAUAGUCUGGGUCCGACAGCUGGAAUUAAAGGUGGAUGACACAAUCAAGAUUGCAGAAGCUCUUUUAUCUGACUUGUCAGGUUUUCGGUCUUUUCAUCGGAGCGCUGAUGAUCUCUUAGAGCAGUUUAAAUUAUAUGAGCAAGAACAAUUUGAUGACUGGUCACGGGACAUCCAGUCAGGUUUAUCAGAUUCUAGAUCAGGUUUAUGCAUUGAAGCUAAUAGUCGUAUUAUGGAAUUGGAUCCUAAUGAUGGAGCCCUAAAAGUACACUAUUCAGAUCGAUUGGUGAUUCUUUUAAGAGAAGUUCGUCAGCUAUCUGCACUUGGAUUUGUUAUUCCUGCUAAAAUACAGCAAGUUGCAAACAUUGCACAAAAAUUCUGCAAGCAAGCAAUUAUUCUCAAACAAGUGGCACAUUUUUACAAUUCUAUUGAUCAACAAAUGAUUCAAAGCCAGAGACCAAUGAUGUUACAGUCCGCUUUAGCAUUUGAACAAAUAAUUAAGAAUUCAAAACCUGGUGCUGGAGAAAAGUCACAGAUUACUUGGGAUAAUCCCAAAGAAUUAGAAGGCUAUAUCCAAAAACUACAAAGUGCUGCUGAACGACUUGCUACUGAAAACAGAAAACUAAGAAAGUGGCAUGCCACAUUUUGUGAAAAGGUUGUAGUGCUCAUGAACAUUGACUUACUUCGACAACAACAGCGCUGGAAAGAUGGACUCCAGGAAUUGAGAACUGGCUUAGCAAGUGUAGAAGCACAGGGAUUCCAAGCAAGUGACAUGCAUGCAUGGAAGCAGCACUGGAAUCAUCAGCUCUACAAAGCCUUGGAGCAUCAGUACCAAAUGGGCUUAGAGGCACUUAAUGAGAAUUUGCCAGAAAUAAACAUAGAUUUAACUUACAAACAAGGAAGAUUACAAUUCAAACCCCCCUUUGAAGAAAUCCGGGCUAAAUAUUACAGAGAAAUGAAGAGAUUUAUCAGUAUCCCAAACCAGUUUAGAGGAGUAGGUGAUGCAGGAGAUGAAGGUAUCUUUGCUAUUAUGAUUGAAAGAAAUGCAAGUGGAUUUCUGACUAUAUUCAGCAAAGCAGAGGAUUUGUUCAGAAGACUGGCAGCUGUUUCAGAACAACUUAAGGAAUGGGUUGUUAUUGGACAACUGGAUAUGGAGACUCUUGUGGAGAAGCAUCUCUUCACUGUACAAGAUUGGGAGAAAAAUUUUAAAGCCCUCAAAGUGAAAGGGAAAGAAGUGGAACGACUCCCAAGCACCGUCAAAGUGGAUUGUUUGAAUAUUAAUUGCAACCCCGUGAAGACUGUGAUUGAUGAUCUUAUCCAGAAGUUAUUUGAUGCUCUUGUUGUUUCUUUGAGAAAGUCCAUACAGGCUCAUUUACAUGAAAUUGAUUCAUUUGUCACUGAUGCUAUGGAAGUAUUAACAGUUAUGCCUCAAACUGUGGAUGAAAUAGGUGAUGCAAAUCUGCAAUAUAGCAAGCUACAGGAACGGAAGCCAGAGAUCUUGCCUUUAUUUCAAAAAGCUGAAGAUAAAAACAGACUUUUACGAACGGUGGCUGGUGGAGGUUUAGAAACAAUUAGUAACCUGAGAGCUAAGUGGGAUAAAUUUGAAUUAAUGAUGGAAAGUCAUCAGCUUAUGAUUAAAGAUCAGAUUGAGGUGAUGAAAGGAAAUGUGAAGUCUCGUCUUCAGGUCUACCUUCAAGAACUGGAAAAAUUUAAAGCUCGUUGGGAUCAGCUGAAACCUAGUGAUGACAUUAUUGAAACUGGCCAGCAGGGAGCUCUUGAGAAAAGUGCAAAGUCAAUAAAGGAGAAAAAAGCAGAAUUUGAUGAUCUUGAAAACAUAAGGAAAAAACUGGUCGAUGACUGCCAUCACUUUGGGAUAGAUGAACCUAACUUUUCUAUGGCAUAUAGUAUCUCUAAAGACAUCGAGACUUGUGCUCAAGUCUGGUCACUUUAUGAAGAAUUUCACCAGGGAUUUCAGGAAAAGGCAAAUGAAGACUGGAUUACUUUCAGGAGCAAGACCUAUAUUUUUGAGGAAUUCUUGAUGACUUGGCAUGACAGAUUGAGAAAAAUUGAAGAACAUUCAGUAAUGACUGUCAAAUUACAAUCAGAAGUUGACAAAUUUAAGAUGGUAGUUCCUGUUCUGAAAUAUGUUAGAGGAGAACAUCUUUCUCCAGAUCAUUGGCUUGACCUUUUUCGUCUACUUGGCCUUCCUAGGGGCACUAGUUUAGAGAAACUAUUAUUUGGAGAUCUUCUCAGAGUCUCUGAAACAAUUGUGGCCAAAGCAUCAGAACUUAAAGAUUUGAAUAGUCGGGCACAAGGUGAAGUCACAAUAAGAGAAGCUUUACGUGAGCUUGAUCUCUGGGGAGUCGGAGCAGUGUUUACCUUAAUAGAUUAUGAAGAUAGUCAUGGCAGAAAUCUCAAGCUGAUAAAAGACUGGAAAGAUAUUGUUAACCAGGUUGGAGAUAAUCGAUGUCUUCUUCAGUCCCUAAAGGACUCCCCUUAUUACAAAGGGUUUGAAGAUAAAGUAUCAAUUUGGGAAAGAAAACUUGCAGAAUUAGAUGAGUAUUUGCAAAAUUUAAAUCAGAUUCAAAGAAAGUGGGUAUAUUUGGAACCCAUUUUUGGUCGCGGAGCUUUACCUAAAGAGCAGGCACGCUUUAAUAGAGUUGAUGAAGAUUUCAGGUCAAUAAUGACAGAUAUUAAGAAAGACAAUAGAGUUACAUCGUUGACUACUCGGGCAGGAAUCAGAAAUGCCCUGAUUACUAUACUUGAUCAGUUACAGAGAUGCCAAAAAUCACUGAAUGAAUUUUUGGAGGAAAAACGUUCAGCAUUUCCAAGAUUUUAUUUUAUUGGAGAUGAUGACUUGUUAGAAAUACUGGGCCAGUCUACUAACCCUGCUGUUAUUCAGUCUCACCUAAAGAAGCUGUUUGCUGGUAUUAACAGUGUGUGUUUUGAUGAGGAUUGCAAGUAUAUAACUGCAAUGAAAUCUUUAGAGGGAGAAGUGGUACCUUUUAAAAACAGAAUUCUUCUCUCAAAUGAUGUUGAGAUUUGGCUGAAUGGUUUGGCUAUGGAAAUGAAGGAGACUUUGAAGCAGUUAUUGAUUGAAUGUGUUACCACUGGACGAAGUUCUCAAGGUGCAAUUGACCCAUCACUCUUUCCUUCCCAGAUCCUCUGCUUGGCAGAACAGAUACAAUUCACUGAAGAUGUAGAAAAUGCCAUACAAGAUCACAGUCUUCAUCAGAUUGAGCUAGAACUUAUGGCUAAACUAGAGCAUUAUACUGGUAUAGACACCAGUUCAGAAGAUCCUUCCAAUACAGAAUCAGGGAUUCUUGAACUCAAACUUAAAGCGCUUAUUCUAGACAUUAUCCAUAAUAUUGAUAUAGUGAAGCAGUUAAAUCAAGUUCAGAUUCACACCACAGAAGACUGGAUUUGGAAGAAGCAAGUCAGGUUCUAUAUGAAAAAUGGCCAAACAUGCUUUGUUCAGAUGGUGGAUUCUGAACUCCAAUACACCUAUGAAUAUCAGGGCAAUGCUCCCAAGCUUGUUUAUACACCAUUGACAGAUAAGUGCUACUUAACUCUCACACAAGCGAUGAAGAUGGGUCUUGGAGGAAAUCCGUAUGGACCAGCAGGAACUGGCAAAACUGAAUCUGUAAAGGCUUUGGGUGGACUUCUUGGACGACAAGUUUUAGUUUUCAACUGUGAUGAGGGUAUUGAUGUGAAAUCAAUGGGCCGUAUAUUUGUUGGUCUGGUGAAAUGUGGGGCUUGGGGAUGCUUUGAUGAGUUCAAUAGAUUGGAGGAAGCAGUGUUGUCUGCUGUGUCCAUGCAGAUCCAGACAAUCCAGGAUGCUUUGAAGAAUCAUAGAACUGUAUGUGAACUUCUUGGCAAAGAGGUACAAAUGGAUCCAAAUUCUGGAAUUUUCAUCACAAUGAAUCCUGCUGGGAAAGGUUAUGGAGGAAGACAAAAGCUUCCAGACAACCUAAAACAACUCUUCAGACCAGUAGCUAUGUCUCGUCCAGACAAUGAGCUCAUUGCUGAAGUGAUUCUAUAUUCUGAAGGCUUUAAAGAUGCUCGAGUACUGGGCAGAAAAUUAGUAGCCAUUUUCAAUCUUUCUCGAGAGCUUUUGACACCUCAGCAGCACUAUGAUUGGGGUUUAAGAGCUUUGAAGACAGUACUGAGAGGAAGUGGAAAUCUUCUUCGUCAGUUGAAGAAAAGUGACUUAAAGGAAAAAGUGAAUGAAAGCCAUAUUGUAGUUCAAGCUUUGCGACUCAAUACCAUGUCAAAAUUUACAUUUGUGGACUGCACACGGUUUGAUGCACUGAUUAAAGAUGUCUUCCCUGGAAUUGAUUUUAAGGAUGUAGCAUAUGAUGAACUAAGUACAGCUUUAAAACAAGUCUUUGAAGAAGCAAACUUUGAAAUUAUACCCAACCAGAUCAAGAAGGCUUUGGAAUUAUAUGAACAGUUACGACAAAGGAUGGGAGUAGUCAUAGUUGGUCCAAGUGGUGCUGGAAAAUCUACCCUUUGGCGGAUGUUAAGGGCAGCAUUGUGUAAAGUUGGCAAAGUAGUAAAACAGUACACCAUGAACCCCAAAGCUAUGCCUCGACAUCAGUUGCUAGGCCAUAUUGACAUGGAUACAAGGGAAUGGUCUGAUGGUGUUCUCACAAACAGUGCUCGGCAAGUUGUACGGGAACCUCAAGAUAUUAACUCAUGGAUAAUCUGUGAUGGUGACAUUGACCCUGAGUGGAUAGAAUCUCUGAAUUCUGUACUUGAUGAUAACCGACUACUUACUAUGCCCAGUGGGGAGAGGAUUCAGUUUGGCCCAAAUGUAAACUUUGUAUUUGAAACCCAUGAUUUAAGCUGUGCCUCUCCAGCCACAAUAUCUAGAAUGGGAAUGAUAUUUCUUAGUGAUGAAGAGACAGAUCUUGAUUCUCUGAUAAAAUCUUGGUUGAGAAACCAGCCUGAUAAAUAUAGAACUAAUCUUGAAAACUGGAUUGGAGAUUAUUUUGAAAAGGCUUUACAGUGGGUUCUUAAACAGAAUGACUAUGUAGUUGAAACAAGUUUGGUUGGAACUGUGAUGAAUGGUUUGUCUCAUCUACAUGGGUGCAGAAGUCGGGAAGAAUUUAUUAUCAGCUUGAUAAGAGGCCUUGGUGGAAAUCUUAAUAUGAAAUCAAGACUAGAACUCACCAAAGAGAUUUUUAGCUGGGCACGAGAGUCACCACCCGAUCCUCAUAAACCAAUGGAUACAUAUUAUGAUGUAACUAGAGAACGUUUAUCAUCCUAUUCGUUGAAGAAACCAGAAAAUCUGACUGCUGAUGACUUUAGUAAUAGCCAAAUACUUCCAGUCAUUCAGACUCCAGACAUGCAGAGAGGUCUAGAUUAUUUCAAGCCCUGGUUAGGCUCUGAUACCAAGCAGCCUUUUAUUCUUGUGGGACCAGAAGGAUGUGGAAAAGGAAUGCUUCUUCGAUAUGCUUUUUCUCAACUCCGUUCCACUCAAAUUGCAACAGUUCACUGCAGUGCACAGACCACUUCUCGACAUCUUCUGCAGAAACUGAGUCAAACUUGCAUGGUUAUCAGUACCAAUACUGGUAGAGUAUACAGGCCAAAAGACUGCGAAAGGCUGGUGCUAUACUUAAAAGAUAUCAACUUACCUAAGCUUGAUAAAUGGGGAACCAGCACUCUGGUAGCUUUCCUACAGCAGGUGCUGACAUAUCAAGGAUUUUAUGAUGAAAAUUUAGAAUGGGUUGGUUUAGAAAAUAUCCAAGUGGUGGCUUCCAUGUCAGCUGGAGGAAGAUUAGGAAGGCAUAAGCUCACUACCAGAUUUACUUCCAUUGUUCGUCUUUGUGCAAUUGAUUACCCAGAAAGAGAUCAAUUACAGACAAUUUAUGGCGCAUAUCUGGAACCUGUUCUACAUAAAAAUCUAAAAAAUCAUUCCAUCUGGGGUUCUUCAUCAAAGAUUUAUCUCUUAGCAGGUUCUAUGGUACAAGUAUAUGAACAGGUGCGAGCCAAAUUUACAGUUGAUGAUUAUAGCCAUUAUUUGUUUACUCCUUGCAUUCUUACCCAAUGGGUUCUUGGAUUAUUCAGAUAUGAUUUAGCAGGAGGAUCAUCAAAUCAUCCACUAGAUUAUGUCCUGGAAAUUGUGGCAUAUGAAGCUCGUCGAUUGUUUCGUGAUAAAAUUGUCGGUGCAAAGGAACUACAUUUAUUUGAUGGUAUUUUAACAUCUGUCUUCCAAGGAGAUUGGGGUUCAGACAUAUUGGAUAAUAUGGCAGAUAGCUAUUAUGUAACCUGGGGAGCACGGCAUGAUGCAGGAUCAAGAUCAGCACCAGGACAGCCAUUGCCUCCUCAUGGAAAACCACUUGGAAAAUUGAAUUCUACAGAUCUCAGAGAUGUUAUUAAAAAGGGUAUUAUUCAUUAUGGACGAGAUAACCAGGAUUUAGAUAUUUUGCUUUUCCAAGAAGUUCUGGAGUAUAUGUCUAGGAUAGACAGGGUGCUGAGUUUCCCUGGAGGCUCCCUUCUCUUAGCUGGGCGUAGCGGUGUGGGACGUCGAACUAUCACUUCAUUAGUCAGCCACAUGCAUGGAGCUGUACUGAUUUCCCCCAAGAUUUCCAGAGGGUAUGAGCUGAAGCAAUUUAAGAAUGAUCUCAAACAUGUACUACAUCUUGCAGGCAUUGAAGCUCAGCAAGUAGUUUUGCUUCUUGAAGAUUACCAGUUUGUCCAUCCUACAUUCUUGGAGAUGAUCAAUAGUCUUUUAUCUUCAGGUGAAGUUCCUGGAUUAUACUCUCUUGAAGAGUUAGAACCCUUAUUGUCUCCUUUAAAAGAUCAGGCUUCACAAGAUGGCUUUACUGGACCAGUCUUUAAUUAUUUUACCUACAAGAUUCAGCAGAACCUGCAUAUAGUCUUGAUAAUGGACUCUGCUAGCUUAAAUUUUACAAUAAACUGUGAGAGUAAUCCAGCCCUACAUAAGAAAUGCCAGGUGAUGUGGAUGGAGAGUUGGUCAGACAACAGUAUGAAAAAAAUACCUGAAAUGUUAUUCAGUGAAAUGGCCAAUGAAGAAAAGUCUGGUGAAAAAAAAAGAAGAGAAGAGAAGAAAAAACCCACUGGGGAUCCUGAUUUUCUAAAAUCUUUUUUGGCUAUUCAUGAAUCUUGUAAAGCAUAUGGAGCUACACCAAGUCGAUAUAUGACCUUUUUACGUGUAUACUCAGCAAUCAAUAGUAGCAAGAGAACUGAGUUAUUAAAAAGACAAAGUCAUUUGCAGGCUGGUGUGUCUAAACUUAAUGAAGCCAAAGCUCUUGUGGAUGAACUGAAUAGGAAAGCUGGAGAACAAAGCAUAUUACUUAAAACAAAGCAAGAUGAGGCAGAUGCUGCCCUCCAAGAGAUCACAGUGUCAAUGCAGGAUGCCAGUGAGCAGAAAACAGAACUGGAAAGACUUAAGCACAAAAUAGCAGAAGAAGUCAUUAAGAUUGAGGAAAGAAAAAGUAAAAUUGAUGAUGAACUAAAAGAAGUUCAGCCACUGGUUAAUGAAGCUAAAUUAGCAGUUGGAAAUAUAAAACCAGAAUCCCUUUCAGAGAUCCGCUCACUAAGAAUGCCACCUGAUGUAAUCCGAGACAUUCUUGAAGGAGUCUUAAGGUUGAUGGGUAUCUUUGAUACUUCUUGGGUGAGCAUGAAAAGUUUCCUUGCUAAAAGAGGUGUGAGAGAAGAUAUCGCAACUUUUGAUGCUAGAAAUAUUCCAAGGGAAAUAAGAGAAAGUGUUGAAGAACUUCUGUUUAAAAACAAAGCAUCUUUUGACUCAAAGAAUGCUAAACGUGCUAGUACUGCAGCUGCUCCCUUGGCUGCUUGGGUCAAAGCCAAUGUCCAGUAUUCACAUGUUUUAGAACGAAUUCAGCCUUUGGAAACAGAACAAGCAGGAUUAGAAGCGAAUCUGAAGAAAACUGAAGAUAGAAAAAAGAAACUUGAAGACUUACUUAACUCCGUUGGUCAGAAAGUGUCAGAGUUGAAAGAUAAAUUUCAGAGCAGAACUUCAGAAGCAGCUAAACUAGAAUCAGAAGUAAGCAAAGCACAGGAAACAAUUAAAGCUGCUGAGGUCUUAAUUAAUCAACUUGAUAGAGAACACAAGAGAUGGAAUGCACAGGUUGCAGAGAUAACAGAAGAAUUAGCUACACUUCCUAAAAGGGCUCAACUGGCUGCUGCUUUCAUUACAUAUCUUUCUGCUGCUCCUGAGGGUCAGAGAAAAACAAGUUUGGAUGAAUGGACAAAGGCAGCUGGUCUUGAAAAAUUUGAUUUGAGAAGGUUUCUUUGUACUGAGAGUGAACAACUAAUUUGGAAAAGUGAAGGCCUACCUUCAGAUGACCUUUCAAUAGAAAAUGCUCUUGUUAUCUUGCAGAGUCGAGUUUGCCCAUUUUUAAUAGAUCCUUCUUCCCAGGCGACAGAAUGGUUAAAGAUACAUUUAAAAGAAUCACGUUUAGAAAUUAUUAACCAACAGGAUAGUAACUUUAUUACUGCUCUUGAAUUGGCAGUAAGAUUUGGAAAAACACUUAUUAUACAAGAGAUGGAUGGCGUAGAACCUGUGCUAUAUCCACUGUUGAGAAAAGAUCUUGUAGCACAAGGUCCACGUUAUGUUGUACAAAUAGGUGACAAAAUUAUUGAUUAUAAUGAAGAAUUCCGCCUAUUUCUCUCAACACGAAACCCAAAUCCUUUUAUCCCACCUGAUGCAGCUUCCAUUGUUACAGAAGUUAACUUCACAACAACAAGAAGUGGAUUAAGAGGACAGCUUUUGGCUUUAACUAUUCAGCAUGAGAAACCAGAUCUGGAAGAGCAAAAAACAAAACUACUACAGCAAGAAGAAGAUAAAAAAAUACAACUAGCUAAACUUGAGGAAUCACUUUUAGAGACACUUGCUACAUCCCAAGGAAAUAUAUUGGAAAAUAAAGAUUUGAUUGAGUCUUUGAAUCAGACCAAAGCAAGCAGUGCACUUAUUCAAGAUUCACUUAAAGAAUCUCACAAACUUCAAGUUUCCCUUGAUCAAGAAAGGGAUGCCUAUCUCCCUCUAGCUGAGAGUGCCAGCAAGAUGUAUUUUAUUAUUUCUGACUUGUCUAAAAUUAAUAACAUGUACCGUUUUAGUUUGGCCUCAUUUCUUCGACUUUUUCAACGAGCUUUGCAGCACAAACAGGAUUCCGAAAAUACUGAACAAAGAAUCCAGUCUCUUGUCAGCUCAUUAAAACAUAUGGUAUAUGAAUAUGUAUGCCGUUGUCUAUUUAAGGCUGAUCAGCUGAUGUUUGCUUUACAUUUUGUUCGAGGAAUGCAUCCUGAACUUUUCCAAGAAAAUGAAUGGGAUACAUUUACUGGAGUGAUUGUUGGAGACAUGUUACGGAAGGCAGAUAGUCAACAAAAAAUUCGUGAUCAACUUCCAUCUUGGAUAGAGCAAGAACGGAGCUGGGCAGUUGCAACAUUAAAGAUAUCACUUCCUGCUCUCUAUCAGACACUCUGCUUUGAUGAUGUAAGUCUGUGGCGGCCAUACUAUCAUAACUCAAUGUGUGAGCAGGAAUUUCCAUCCAUUCUAUCAAAGAAGAUUUCCUUAUUUCAGCAGGUCCUAGUGGUACAGGCUCUUAGACCAGAUAGACUUCAAAGUGCUAUGGCCCUAUUUGCAUGUAAAACUCUGGGAAUGAAAGAGUUGUCCCCACCACCUCUGAAUCUGAAACGUCUUUACAAAGAGACAUUAGAAAUCGAACCCAUUUUGAUCAUUAUUUCUCCUGGAGCUGAUCCUUCCCAAGAAUUACAGGAACUCGCUAAUACUGAACGAAGUGGAGAGAAUUAUCAUCAGGUUGCCAUGGGCCAAGGUCAAGCUGAUUUAGCAAUUCAAAUGCUGCGAGAAUGUGCUCAAAAUGGAGAGUGGCUAUGCUUGAAGAACUUACAUCUUGUGGUGUCAUGGCUUCCUGUGCUGGAAAAGGAAUUAAAUUCACUUCAACCCAAAGACAGUUUUCGUCUUUGGCUGACUGCUGAAGUUCAUCCUAACUUUACUCCUAUUUUACUUCAAUCAAGUUUGAAGAUAACAUAUGAGGCACCUCCAGGUUUGAAGAAGAACUUAAUGAGAACAUAUGAAUCCUGGACUCCAGAACAAAUUAGCAAAAAAGAAGUUGUGGAAAGGGCACAUGCUCUCUUCAGCCUGGCCUGGUUCCAUGCCGCAUGUCAAGAAAGAAGAAAUUAUAUUCCUCAAGGUUGGACCAAAUUUUAUGAAUUUUCUUUAUCAGAUCUUCGAGCUGGGUACAAUAUUAUUGACAGACUUUUUGAUGGUAACAAAGAUGUUCAGUGGGAAUUUGUGCAUGGUUUACUUGAAAAUGCCAUUUAUGGAGGCCGAAUAGAUAACUUUUUUGAUCUCAGAGUUCUUCGAUCCUAUCUGGAACAGUUUUUUAAUUCUGUGGUGAUUAAUGGAUCAGACCCGAGGCAUAAGAAAAGCAUUUUUCCAUAUUCCAUUUCUCUACCUAAUUCCUUCAGCAUUUUGGACUUUCGUGCUGUUAUUGAAAAGCUACCAGAAGAUGACAAACCUAGUUUUUUUGGUCUACCUGCAAAUAUUGCUCGUUCAUCUCAACGUAUGAUUAGUUCUCAGGUUAUUUCACAAUUGAGAAUCUUGGGUAGAUCAGUAACAUCUGGCUCCAAGUUUGAUAGAGAAAUCUGGUCGAAUGAACUUUCUCCUGUACUUAAUCUGUGGAAGAAACUUAAUCAGAAUUCAAACCUGAUUCACCAGAAAGUGUCUCCACCUAAUGAACGACAAGGUUCUCCUAUAUUAUCCUUCAUUGUUCUUGAACAGUUCAAUGCCAUUCGCUUAGUACAAAGUGUCCAUCAGUCACUUGCAGCUCUUAGCAAAGUGAUCAGAGGCACAACACUGUUAAGCUGUGAAGUACAAAGACUGGCAAGUGCCUUAUUAAACCAAAAGUGUCCUCUAAUAUGGCAGAGCAAAUGGGAAGGCCCAGAAGAUCCCUUACAAUAUCUUAGAGGUCUUGUAGCUCGUGCACUUGCAAUACAGCACUGGGUAGAUAAAGCAGAAAAACAGUCACUUCUGUCAGAUACUCUUGACCUUUCUGAACUCUUCCACCCAGACACAUUCCUUAAUGCUCUACGCCAAGAAACUGCAAGGGUAAUGAGCUGUUCUGUGGAUAGCCUUAAAUUCGUAGCAUCAUGGAAAGGUCGACUACCAGAAGCAAAACUCCAAGUUAAGAUCAGUGGCUUACUUUUGGAAGGAUGCAGUUUUGAUGGAAAUCGACUCUCUGAAAACCAACAUGACUCACCCAGUGUAUCUUCAGUCCUCCCUUGUUAUAUGUCCUGGAUUCCACAGGAUGCCUAUGGUCCAUAUUCUGCUGAUGAGUGCAUUUCCUUGCCUGUCUAUUCCAGUGCAGAGAGGGAUCGCGUGGUGACAAAUAUCGAUGUACCCUGUGGGGGCAACCAAGACCAGUGGAUUCAGUGUGGAGCUGCUUUAUUUUUAAAAAAUCAAUAGCAUGAAAUUACAAUAAAAAAACUAUCUUAGCAACAAUCAACAUUAAAUAUUUAAGCUUUUAAAAGUAUGGCUUAUCUAGUUUGGGAGUGUUAAUUUUAAAUAUUAGCACAUAAGUAACAUUUUUUUAACUUAAUGGGCUUUUCAUUUUAAAGGGUAGUCACAGCACCCUGUUCCUUGUGCAAAAGUAACUUAAUGGAUUUAAUGUUAAAAUGAGGAGCUAUGCUAUGCAUUGAAAACAAUUCUAUGGUAUUAUUAGAUGUUCCUGUUUGUUAAAUGUUUAAUAUUUCCUGUUAUAGUACUGAAAAGUGAAAAGAAGAAAUUUAGAUUCAAAGCUAUAUAUUCUUUGAAUAUUUUUAUAUUAUAGUUGUUUAAUAAAAGAUGAGAUAAUUUUCUCUUA